AUGCCUCUUUUGGGUCGUGACUUACUUUGUAAAUUGCGGGCGCAAAUCUCCUUUUCGGAAGAUGGCUCAAUGCAUUUGAAAUAUGGCAAAGUUAAUCUGGAUAUUCCCCGGGAGGAAGUGUGGAGAUUGAUGGUGGCCGUGGACGCCCCGCAGGGUGGGAAGUGGAUGGACUUUGCUGUUCCCCACCUGUGGGCGGAAGAUAAUCCUCCAGGUUAUGCUGGCCACCAUCCUCCUAUUGUGAUUGAGGAAAUUCCCCGAAGGAAUCCAGUCCGGAUUCGUCAAAGAGCCUAUCCCAGACACAUUGUCGCGUCCAUUCAGAAAGUUAUUGAGACUUACCUUACUUAUGGCAUUCUGGUGCCAAUAGACUCACCAUGGAACACUCCCAUUUUACCAAUCCCAAAAGGAGAUGGCCACUUUAGGAUGGCGCAGGAUUUGAGACGUGUUAAUGACGCAACUGUUACCAUCCACGCGACCGUGCCCAACCCAUAUGUUCUUUUGGGACUAAUACCCCCUACUGCUUCUUGGUUUUCGGUCAUCGAUUUAAAAGAUGCUUUCUUCACAAUACCUAUUCACCACCAAUCUCAGCACCUGUUUGCCUUUGAAUGGGAAAGCCCUAUAACCGGACGGAAACAACAAUAUACCUGGACUCGUUUACCACAGGGGUUUAAGAAUUCUCCCACACUGUUUGGGGCUGCACUUGCUCGGGAUUUGGAGGCUUUGGAGAUCCCUCCUCCUGAUGUUGUCUUACAAUAUGUUGAUGAUCUCCUUGUGACUGGGACUUCUGAAGACGUUUGCUGGGAGAACACUUCCAUUUUACUACAUCUUUUACAAGACUUGGGUUACAAGGCCUCCAAGAAGAAGGCCCAGUUGGUUUUACCCAAGGUCCGGUAUUUGGGUUAUGAUAUUCAGCAAGGCAGCCGCACCUUGGCCCAUGAGCGAAAGGAAGCUAUUUGUCAAUUGCCAGUUCCUAAGAAUCGCAAGGAGUUGCGGGGUUUUUUGGGGGCAGCCGGUUUCUGUCGAAUCUGGAUUCCCAAUUUCGCCAUUCUGGCCAAACCAUUAUAUGAAGCCACCAAAGGGGCGGAUAAGGAACCGUUGAAGUGGGAGAAAGGGGAACAACAAAGUUUCACCAAUUUGAAGCUCGCUUUAACUCAAGCACCUACUCUUGCUUUGCCUGACUUGGAGAAACCUUUUCAACUUUUUGUCGACACAAAACAAAACAUGGCAGUUGGUGUGCUCACGCAGAGGAUGGGGACAUGGUUUCGCCCCGUAGCGUACCUGUCCAAGCAGUUGGACAAUGUUGCGAAAGGAUGGCCCACCUGUUUGAAGGCAGUUGCGGGGGCAGCCCUUCUCACGCACGAGGCCAAUAAGUUGACCUUUGGCCAUGACUUGGAAAUUCAUACUCCACAUACUUUACGUGCUGUGUUGGACAAUAAGGGACACCUUUGGCUUACUAACCCCCGAAUGUUAAAAUAUCAAGCUAUGCUUACUCAUAACCCUUCAAUUCGCCUGGUGCAUUCUAAUGUAUUGAAUCCGGCCACCCUGCUUCCGGAACCUGACUCGCAGGCGUCCCAUGAUUGCCUGCAGACGAUUGAGGAGACUUUCUCGAGUCGCCCGGACUUGAAAGAUGUGCCCCUUGUUAAUCCGGACUACACGCUUUACACUGAUGGUUCAAGUUUUCUUCAUGAUGGUGUUCGGAAGGCUGGAUAUGCCGUCGUGACACUGGAGGAUGUUUGGGAGGCUCAACCACUGCCCCCUGGCACUAGUGCCCAAUUGGCUGAACUACACGCCUUAACGAGGGCCCUUGAAAUGUCCUAUGAUUUGCGGGUCAACAUCUAUACGGACUCUAAGUAUGCUUUUCUAACUGUCCAAGUUCAUGGGGCCCUUUAUAAAGAGCGGGGAAUGUUAACAGCAGGUGGCAAGGAUAUAAAAUAUGGAUCUCACAUUCUGCGGCUCCUAGACAGUGUAUGGGCUCCCCGAGAAGUUGCAAUAAUGCAUUGUAGAGGUCAUCAGAAAGGGGUUUCUGAUAUUGAUCGUGGUAAUAAUAAGGCUGAUCGCACCGCCCGCUCUGUUGCUCUUGCAUUUUUGCUAUCUCAGACUCUUUGUCCCUUGUGGACGCCUCCGUCCACGACAUCCCCGUCGUAUACUCCAGUGGAAGUGACUCAGGCUAAAUCGUUAGAGGCCUCCUUGGUUGACGGUUGGUUUAUCCUGCCGGAUGAUCGUGUUUUUGUUCCCCAACAGUUGGCGUGGGACGUUGCUUCUUCCUUGCAUCAACAACUACAUUUGGGGAAGUCUGCCUUAGCACAAGCCUUGCUCCGAGAGGUGUAUAUUGAUAAGGUCCACAGUUUGGCAACUAAUGUGGUUCUUCGGUGUUCUACUUGUGCUGCCAACAAUCCUCGGCAGGGACCCUCUUUGCCCCAGGGCCACCAACCUAAGGGCUGUUAUCCCUUUGAGUCCCUCAUGAUCGAUUUUACAGACAUGCCACGAUCAGGGCCUUAUACUGCUAUGUUAGUUAUUGUUUGUACCUAUACCGGCUGGCCUGAGGCUAUUCCCACUAGAACGAAAAAGGCGGCUGAGGUUACGAAGGCCUUACUUCAAGUUGUAAUUCCACGUUAUGGCCUUCCAACACGCAUCUCAUCUGAUAAUGGCCCUGAAUUUGUUCACCAGGCAACUCAGAAGAUUUCUCGUAUGUUAGGUAUCAACUGGAGAUUGCACUGUAGCUUCCAUCCGUCUUCUGGAGGCUUUGUUGAAAGGUUUAAUCGGACCAUUAAGGAUAAGGUAGCUAAAAUUUGUCAAGAGACUCAUCUUAAGUGGCCGGAUGCCCUUAACAUGGCCCUUCUUGCUGUUCGUUGUGCACCUCGUAAGACCCUCAAUGUUUCCCCUUUUGAACUUUUAUAUGGCAGAAUCCCGAAUCUGGUUGCUCCUGCAGGCCUUCAUUUGACGACUCCUCAGUUGGGUGAUACUCUCAAAUGGAAACAAUUGCAAGCCCUUAAUGCCAUGGUCCGCCGUUUGCAGACGUAUGUCUUGUCUUGUCGUCCCCAUGUUAUUGUCACUCCAGUUCAUAAUAUUAAACCUGGCCAAGAGGUGUGGGUCAAACAUUGGAAGCAGGAGCCUUUGGCCCCUAAGUGGAAAGGACCGUAUACUGUUGUUAUGUCUUCUCCCCUUGCUGUUAAGGUUGCUGAGGUCAAGUCGUGGAUCCACUGGACGCGCGUGAAAUUGGCUGCUCCUGGUUCCUGGUCCGUCUCCCCUGAUCCCGUACAUCCCCUGAAGUUGGCCUUCGUAAGGCUCCCUCUCGCCCGGCUCGUCUUCGCCCCGGAGUUGACAUCUCCCCUGUGGGUAUCACUCCGGAAGCUGAUACUCGCACGGGCCACUACAAUCUUCGUUCCGGUGCUCGCUCCGGUGACAAACAUGGACUCCGCUUCUAGAUUACGGGACACUGCACGCAUUAGGCGUUACCUUGUGCCUUCUGUAUGGCUUAUGACAGUACUUCUUUUCUUAUGCAUUGUUAUUAAUACUAUGUAUCUUUUUAAGGUUUUCUAUUUUGAUCGGCACCCGGGGUUGUCCCCUAUCUCUGAUCCGGUCAACCUUACUGGUUGGGAUGACUCCCUUUCGCCAGGGGGGAAUGGGGUCCCGGUGGAUGGCCAUGGGCCCUUUCCUCCUUGCUCCCAAUGCUUUCUGUAUCUCCCUAAUUCUAUUCACUUUACAUAUAGUCAAAUGCGGAUCCCAGAAUGCCAAAUGGAGGAAGGCCUCUCCCCGUGUGAACACAAGGGGCGGCGGUUUUGGCGUUGUAGGCUGCCCUUGAAUGGGACCCUCUGGGAUUCUUGGGAUGGUUACAAUUCUACCGUUAUGUGCCAUGUGCUUGACAUCCCUUGGACUCCGAAACGGUCCCCACGGAGGGCGCGUUCAGUAAGUUUCACCUCCUCGGUAUCCGCUGCGUCAUCACCCUUGACCCUUGCUUGGGACCGUAAUUCUUAUUUUUUGGACGUACAAAAUAUAUCUCGUAUAGUAAAUAAGACGGAUUGCUGGAUUUGUAUGCAUGUUCCUCCACAUGCAAAAGGAGGACUUAUAAUACAUGCCAUUCCAUUUAAUAAAACCAUCUGGUUCCAGAACAAUUGGAAGUGGUAUCGGGGUAGAGCAGGUAUUUUGCAAAGUGAUGAUGUUCCUGCUCCCGUUCUGGCUGUUGCCAGCAGAAUCCAGGAGGAGGCAGCAUUCUGUUGGGAAUUUACUAAUACUACCGGGACUGCUUCGCUGGCGGUGGGAAAAUACCCCAACUGUAGGACCACAUUUGUACUGACUCCCAUUAUGUAUAGAAACAACACCUAUCUCAAUGGCACAUACACUGAAUACCUCCAUAACUUUACUGAGUUUGCCUGCACCAACCAGCUAACUGGUGGCUGCUCAAUAAGUAUAGGCUGUCCGAACUACCAAACAUCCCGGGAGUUGGCUAAAGUCCGGACUUCCUUUCCCCUUUGUAAUAUUAUAAGGGCCAUGGUCCGACAGGUCACUGCGGAGCAGAAUCACACAAUAAAUAUAAUAGGUGAUUUUUGGAUGUUGUGUGGGAGGAGGGCAUACCAACGUAUCCCGCCAUGGUGGUCUGGUCGUUGUACUCUAGGACACGUUGCCCCGUCUGUUAUAAUAUCUGACAGCCGUCCAAAGGGCCGGCUAAGGAAUCGUAGAGAUACAGAUGUUCAACAGCCCAUUAAUUACUAUCUUGAAACCCAACUUUCGCGAGCUGCUCUUCCCCCUUUGGGGGUGGCCAUGAAUUACAGGGAUCUACAUGCUUUGUCAAAUUGGACUACUGUUUUGUUUAAUGAUACUAUCAAGGCUUUGAAAAUGAUUAAUGUGGAAAUUGCACAAAUCAGGGAAGUUGUUUUGCAGAACAGGUAUGCUUUGGAUAUUAUUUUAGCUGCAAAGGGGGGAGUCUGUGCUUUGAUUCAUUCUCAUUGCUGUGUGUACAUCACGGACUACAAGGUUAAUAUUUCCGCUACUGUGCACCACAUGGAAACUGUGGUUGCUGAGAACCCUAUUGAUACUACUGUUUUACAGUCCCCUUGGGAUUGGCUAUGGUCUUGGCUUCCUGAUUUUGGGUGGGUGAAGCGUAUUAUACCCAUUGCUUUUUCUAUCAUCAUUGCCUUGGUGGGUUGCUGUUGCUGCAUACAGUGUAUCCCAGGUCUCUUAUCUUUGUUCAGGCCCCGGUUCAGACUGAAGAAACGCCCCCCCUCAACUACUGUGUUGUAUGCUUGGGAUGUGGAGAGUGACUCUCCCUAUGUUGAAGUUUCACGUGAUUGGUCUAAUUGA
Molecule: messenger RNA, 5295 nt
Organism: Ahaetulla prasina
Lineage: Eukaryota; Metazoa; Chordata; Lepidosauria; Squamata; Colubridae
Exons: 1
Coding region: 1-5295 (1764 amino acids)
Biological process (GO): DNA integration
Molecular function (GO): nucleic acid binding; RNA-DNA hybrid ribonuclease activity
Source: RefSeq, a predicted model, not a curated record